Betta splendens (Siamese fighting fish) is the source of this 2372-nucleotide messenger RNA. RefSeq names its product asporin (LRR class 1) (gene aspn). Gene Ontology annotation, molecular function: protein binding. Lineage: Eukaryota; Metazoa; Chordata; Actinopteri; Anabantiformes; Osphronemidae. The coding region runs from base 249 to 1352 and encodes 367 amino acids. The record is from RefSeq and is a predicted model, not a curated record. The transcript has 8 exons.
GUGUUUUUAUUGAAACUGAACCUCUAAGCCUGAAAGCUGGUUUUCUGUCAGUGGGGGUGUUCUAUGGGAGGUUUUCCUGAAGAGAGAGUGUGACGCUUUUCUUCAUUCACUGGGAAUGUAUUGACUGGAGACCCAACUCUCAGCCUUCCAGCUGGACCCUGCUGUUGCUCUUUUCACUGUGUGGUGUUUAAACCAGGACACAAACACACCUGGCAGCUGAGCUCUCUCUUGACCUUUCAAAUAAAACUAUGCGGAUCCUCCUCCUGCUUUGCCUAUUGGCAUUAGGCAAUGCCAAACCCUACCGGCCAAUCAAAGUGAUGGACUUCAUGAAAAACUAUGAAAUCAUGAUGGCUGAUUCAAGUGACGAGGAUAAUGACGAUGACGAUGACGAUGACAAUGACAAUGACGACUAUGAUGAUGAAGAUGAGGACUGUCCAGCUGGUUGCCAUUGCUUACCCCAAGUGGUGCAGUGCUCCGACAAGGGCCUGAUUUCUGUUCCUGAGAAGAUUCCUGAAGACACUGUUUUGAUAGAUCUCCAAAACAAUGACAUCACAGAGAUCAAGGAGGAUGACUUUAAAGGCCUCAACAAGCUUUAUGGUCUGUUUCUGAUCAACAACAAGAUCUCAAAGAUUCACCCCAAAGCCUUCAGAAACAUGGAUCAUCUCAAACUGCUGUACCUCUCCUAUAACCUACUGACCGAGAUACCUGCAAACCUGCCUCCAAAUGUCUUUGAGCUGCGCUUCCAUGAAAACAAGAUCAACCGAAUCCAGAAAGAUGCCUUUAAGGGCCUGAGGAAACUCCAUGUGCUGGAGCUGGGUGCCAAUCCUCUGGCCAACAGUGGGAUUGAGCUGGGUGCUUUUAACGGCGUGUCAAGCCUGUAUGUUGGUAUAGCAGAGGCCAAACUCACAGCUAUACCAAAAGACCUACCAUCCUCAAUUACAGAGCUGAGUUUGGACUACAACAGGAUCAUUAAAGUGGAGGUGGAAGACUUGAUCAGAUACAAAAACCUGCAGAGGUUGGGACUAGGGUUUAACCAAAUCAAGUUUGUAGAAAAUGGCAGCUUCAUCAGCAUCCCAAACAUCCGUGAACUUCACCUGGACAACAACCGUUUGAAAAAGGUUCCUCCAGGUCUAAACUCCCUGCGCUACCUUCAGGUGAUUUUCCUUCAUGGCAACAAAAUCAGCAGUGUGGGAGUUAAUGACUUCUGUCCCAUUAGUCCCACUGUCAAGAAGAACCUGUACACAGGCAUCAGUCUGUUUGCCAACCCCGUUAAGUACUGGAAUAUCCAACCGUACACCUUUCGCUGUGUGACCGGUCGGCGGGGUGUUCAGCUCGGAAACUUCAGAAAGUAGCAGGGCGUGAAGAUGAGCUGUUCUGGUGAGCCCAGAAAUAGAGAAAUCCUCAUAAUAGCAUAAGUAAUAAGCUGGAAGUUAAAAAACUGAACCUGCAUUCCUCAAGAGCUAGCAGUUUAGACAACACAGAAAAGGUUAUUUUUUAUUGAUAUAUGUUAGAACAUGUACUACACAUUAAAAGCCAGUACACAGCCGAGUUUUCAGUCAGGGAGAGAAUACAAAACAAAAAUGAAGUCCAAAACUAGAAAGAUUUUUUUAAUCAGGACAUGAACUAAGUGAGGACAUGAACAGCAGGAUGCCUUCGAUAGAUGCUGUGAGGUUCAAUCUACAAGGCAAUUCAUUACCUUUUGUCCCUUGACUUUUGCUGUGAAACCUUUGCAGGACUAAAGUGCCACCCUCUGGUACUUUUGGAGCAUCAACAGCCAGUGACUUGACUUCUGCAAAAGUGAUUGUAAUUAUAUUAUUAUAUCUGUCUUUUACUAAUAUAGGUCAUUUUAAAUCUUGUUGUCUUUGUAACACUACUAUACAACUACAAACAAAAGGGACCUUUAAAUCUCUUUUUUACACAUUAUAUUGAUGCCUUUUAAGUUGAGACACAAAGCUGUAGCCAAAAAUCACUAAAUCCACUUCCAGCAGAAGUCUGUACAGUCAACGAAUGAUGCUGGCAUUAUUUAGUGCAAUAGGUCACUUUGGAAUCUCUUGUUUUUCUUGAAUGUUUUGCAUUUUUAUAAAGUGUUUACUAAGCAGGAGAAAGUACAUGUCAGACUGGACUAUGCAUUGUACUUGGUGUAAACAUUCCUUAUGCAGGGUGGCUACAUAAAAAGUCAUGCAAUUAAUCUAAAAACAUGCCUUGAGAGUUAACUGGAUUCAAGGAAUUACAGCAAAAAAUCUGACCAGUUGCCAGUUAAUGAAUAUUAAAAUUACCAAUAUAAUUACCAUAAUUUCUUCAUAAUGUUCUCUCCUCCGAAAUGGUGCUAUAUUUAUUUGGUGUCUUUAAUUAAAACCGAGGACAUAUCCUGA